Messenger RNA from Dioscorea cayenensis subsp. rotundata (Guinea yam), 1610 nucleotides. RefSeq names its product cis-zeatin O-glucosyltransferase 2-like. Bases 184 to 1500 code for a protein of 438 amino acids. Gene Ontology annotation, molecular function: UDP-glycosyltransferase activity. The transcript has a single exon. The record is from RefSeq and is a predicted model, not a curated record. Lineage: Eukaryota; Viridiplantae; Streptophyta; Magnoliopsida; Dioscoreales; Dioscoreaceae.
UAUACUUCAAACUUAUUAUCCACAAAAAAAACGCUAUACUUAAAAUUUUCUUCUUAUCUGAGCCAAUCAAUCAAACUCAUCUUUCCUUUUUUCCAGCCAUCACCUUCUUUAUAUAAUCAGACCGGCCCCUCACUCGCUCUGCAUUGUUUCUCUGCACUAAGUUCAUCAUAAUCAUCUCAAGAGAUGGAAUUUCCAAACCGGGAUAACAAAAUCCCAAUUCUAAUAGUCCCAUUCCCAGCACAAGGCCACCUUAACCAGCUCCUUCAUUUCUCCCUCCUUCUCUCAUCCCAUGGCUUCCCCGUCCACUUCGCUUCCUCCUCCAUCCACAACAUCCAAGCUCGCCACCGUCUCCAAGGCUGGACCUUUGCAUCCCUUCACAACAUCACCUUCCAUGAUAUCCCCAUCCCUUCUCUUCCUCCAUCCACCCCCAACCCCAACUCCACUCACGGCUUCCCUUCCCACUUAGUCCCUAUUUGGGAGUUCGUCAUCCACCACCUCCGUUCUCCAAUCUCCUCUCUCCUCCACUCCCUCUCCUCCUCUUCUCCUCUCAUCCUCAUCCACGACCCUCUCAUGUCCUUCGUCAUUGAUGAUGCCGCCUCCAUCCCCUCCAUCCAUACCUUCAAGUUCCAGUGCGCCCCUGCCAACUAUAUACUCUCCUACCUCUAUGAAAGCAAAUCCAAACCCGACAUCCUCUUCUCUCCCUUACCCGACACCUUCCCUGAAGAGGUCAGUACCUUCUCUAAGAAACAUUGCUAUGAUACCCCAUGCGAAGGGAUGCUCUUCAACACGUCACUUUCCAUUGAAGAACCUUUCAUUGAUCUUCUUGCCAAAGAAGAUGACUUUGUUGGCAAGAAGAUUUUUACAGUGGGUCCUGUGAGUCCACUCAUUGUAACUGAUCGUAUGUCUGGACCUCGUCAUCCAUGUCUUGAAUGGUUGGACAAGCAACCCCCCAAGUCAGUCGUGUAUGUAGCUUUUGGAAGCACAACAACAAUUCCAGUUGAGCAGAUAGAGCAGAUAGCAUUAGGAUUGGAGAAAAGCAAUCAGAGGUUUAUAUGGGUUGUAAGGGAUGCUGAUAGAGGGGAUGUAAGUCAGGAUGCGGAGCUUGAGAGGGUGAAGAGCUUGCUGUUGGACUUCGAUAAGAGAGUUGAAGGAAUAGCAAUGGUGGUCAGAGGAUGGGCACCACAGCUAGAUAUACUAGCUCAUGGUUCAACAGCAGCUUUCAUGAGUCACUGUGGAUGGAACUCAUACAUGGAAGGGAUGAGCAUGGGAGUGGCCAUGCUGACUUGGCCUAUGCAUUCCGACCAACCAAGUAAUGCACUGCUGAUAACUGAGUAUUUGAAGGUGGGAGUGAUGGUGAGGGAGUGGGAGAAAAGAGAUGAGGUUUUGAAGUGGGAGAAGGUGGAUGAGGCCAUCCGGAAGGUGAUGGUGCAUGAAGAAGGGGUGGAGAUAAGGACAAGGCGAAGGAGUUGGGAGAGAAGAUAUGGGAUGGUACUAAAGUAGGAGGAUCACCUUAUGGACAACUUUUGGCUUUUAUUGAUUAUAUUAAUGGAUGUAAGCACUUAUAAUUAUAUUAUUAUUAUUUAUAUAAUCACUAAAAUUAUGUAAUAUGU